UAAUGGAAUUUUUUUCUUAGGUGAUACCAUGGAAGAUUAUGUAAAAGUAGAAAAAAUUGGUGAAGGCACUUAUGGUGUUGUGUAUAAGGGAAAACAUAAAAAAACUGGAAGAAUUGUUGCCUUGAAAAAGAUAAGAAUUGAAAAUGAAGAUGAAGGUGUUCCUUCCACAGCACUGAGAGAAAUAUCAACAUUGAAAGAACUAAACCAUCCAAAUGUUGUUGCGCUAUUAGAUGUGUUAAUGCAAGAAAGUAGACUGUAUUUGGUUUUUGAAUUUCUUUCAAUGGAUUUGAAAAAGUAUCUCGAUAGCAUUCCCAGUGGACAAUUUAUGGAUAAAGCUCUAGUCAAGAGCUAUAUGUAUCAACUCUUGGAGGGUAUUUUGUUUUGUCAUCGUCGUAGAUAUUUACAUAGAGAUCUAAAGCCUCAGAACCUCUUGAUUGAUGAAAAGGGUGUCAUUAAAAUUGCUGACUUUGGACUUGCUAGAGCAUUUGGCAUUCCUGUACGAGUUUACACUCAUGAAGUUGUUACACUGUGGUAUAGAGCACCUGAGGUGCUUCUGGGAUCUCCCAGAUACUCUACGCCAGUUGAUAUUUGGAGCGCAGGGUGCAUAUUUGCUGAAAUGGCAAACAAAACUCCCUUAUUCAGAGGAGAUUCUGAAAUUGACCAGUUAUUUAGAAUUUUCAGAACUAUGGGUACUCCAACAGAAGAUAUGUGGCCAGGUGUGACUCAACUGCCUGACUUUAAAACAUCAUUUCCAAACUGGAAAAGUAAAUCAUUAUCUGUGUUGACAACACGAUUAGGAAGUGCAGGCCAAGCCCUUUUGGAAGAGAUGUUAGUCUACAAUCCAGGUGAACGAAUAUCUGCCAAAGAAGCUUUGCAGCAUGAGUACUUUGAUGACUUUGAUAAAUCUUCCCUUCCGUUUUACAGCCCUGAAACUGUUUUUUGAAAAUCAUAUAAUUUAAUGGUGCUCAUUUGCUGAAAUAUCUAUUCUUGUUUCAGGUACCAUGAUGUGCUGUAUCUGCAUUAUACAUAUCUGUAUUUAAGUCAUUGUAUAAACAAGAAAAUAAGUAUUAUAAAUGCACAUUUGUAUACUACACCCAACAGACUUUUAAUAAAUAUUUUUGUAGAAUGAUCCAGAACGGAACAUUAUUUUCACUGGAUUAAUGAAAUGUAUAUUUUUGAUUCCUGUUGAGAGUAUAAUUUUAGACAUUUUCUGAACUGAAUCAUCUCAACAUUCUGCUGCUUUUCAUUUAUUAAUUAAAAAAAUUUUUUUAAGUAACCUUGAAUACAACAUAAGAAUUUAUUUUCAUGGAAAAAUGGGAAAAGAUUGAGAUAUUCUUAUCAUAUAUGACUGAAAUUAUUUAAAUUUGAACGAAUUAUAUUAUCUAUUGAAAAAAGCUUUAAAUUAGUUUGCCCAAUCAGUUGGCUUAAAUGCUUUUUAUAUUAUUUGGUUUAAUUCAUUAUUAAAAUAGUUAAGUGUGCAAUUUUCCUCAUUGGUGAAAAUACAGCUUUCUCUGUUUAUAUGAAAACACUUUGAAAAUAUAUAGCAUCAGUCAAAAAAUGUUUUUCUUGGAGUAUAACACUGAAAAUUACAUGUAAAAUUAGUAAAGGACAUAUAAAUGGCAUAAAAUAUCUUAACAAUUUGAACAUACUGAGUUAUAUUCUCAUCAAUGAAUGCUGUAUGAAAUUGAAAAUAUGAUGUGAAAUAUCUGAUUUCAUUGCUGUAGAACAUAUUAAAAAAAUUUUUUUUUAUUAAAUUAGUCUUCAUUGGUGUAUUCAGUGAGAAAAUGUAUCAAAUCUGUAGUACUGUGUGUUAAGCAUAAUUAAUAAAAUAUCUGUUCUCAUGGGUGGAUCUUAUGAGAAAAUGUUCUAUGUAUUCUUCUUUGAUCGAUUCUAUGGGGAAAUUAAUAGAAACUUGAGUACUGUACAUGUUGAGCAUAAUCAAAUAAUUUUGCAAAUUUAUAUACUUUUAUGAAUUCUGUGGGGAAAUUCAUAGAAAUUUUAGUGUUAUGUAUAUUGAGCAUAACGAAUUAAUAAAGUAGCUCUGUGUUCUAAUUAAA
Messenger RNA from Stegodyphus dumicola, 2057 nucleotides. It is a transcript of the gene Cdk1, whose product is annotated as Cyclin-dependent kinase 1. Lineage: Eukaryota; Metazoa; Arthropoda; Arachnida; Araneae; Eresidae. Gene Ontology annotation, molecular function: cyclin-dependent protein serine/threonine kinase activity; ATP binding. Gene Ontology annotation, cellular component: nucleus. Gene Ontology annotation, biological process: G2/M transition of mitotic cell cycle; mitotic G2 DNA damage checkpoint signaling; protein phosphorylation. The record is from RefSeq and is a predicted model, not a curated record.